AUUCGCCGUCGUUACUGCUGUCAAGUUUCGUCGGCGCAGGUCUCUGCCGACAAAACAUCACGAAUUCUGCAGAAAAUUUUUUUGUUGCCAAUUAUUUCUUCAUAUUUUCACGAAAAAUAUUCGAUUUUUUUCGCAACUAACACAAUCAAUAUCCGGCAAUAAGGAUAUAUUUAAUGUUUUCUACAUUUAUUUGACCAUCCAUCAUGGAUAUGCAGCCAUCAUCACCUGAACUAAUGGUGUGUCAAGCGCUGUGCGCAGCCACCGAUAGCAAUCACGAAGUGGUACGUAAAGCUGAACUACAGCUGGCCGAAUGGGAAGGACAGCCGGGUUUUUUCACGACACUAACACGCAUAUGUCUAGCGGCUGUUGGUGGAAUGGAUCCAUCCAUUGCACCACAUUUGGAUGUGAAUGUGCGCUGGAUGGCGGUGGUGUAUUUGAAGAAUGGUAUAAACAAGUUCUGGCGUAAAGGAACUCGCCAGGAAUUGUCGCAGGAGGAGAAGCAACAAAUUAGGGAUUUACUAUUAGUACAUUUUGCCAAUGAACCCAUACCUCAGAUUUCCUUACAAAUAGCUGUUUUAAUGGCUCGUAUAGCUCGCAUAGAUUGUCCACGUGAUUGGCCUCAGUUGAUACCGGAACUAUUGAAGCGUCUGCAAGAGUUUGCUGCCAAUGUUGGUAGCUGUGAUGUUUACGAUUCCGGUGAACAGCAAAGAGUACUUUUAACUUUGCAUCAUGUAAUCAAGGCUUUAGCCUCCCGUCGCAUGAUGGCCGAAAAGAAGGUUUUCGAAGAGCUUACCAGCAAUAUUUAUGAAUUUAUUUACCAACUAUGGGAUACACUUUGUCCACUGUUCUUCCACCAAUUAAAGGAGGCGCCAUUCCUGGCCAAAACCACUUUGGAACGCUCGGUGUUAUGCACUAGAAUUUUGCGUAAAUUAACUAUAUUUGGUUAUUCGAAACCACAAUCUUCCGAAAUAUGCCUGCGUUUCGUCGAGAAACUAUUCGAGCGUCUUAAGCAGUGUUUGAAUUGUCGCUUUGAGUUGCGACAACUAAAUGCGGACGAACAAAUUAUAGCACUAUUGGAGAAAUUAAUAUUGAAACAGAUGAAGACUCUAUUGGAAUUCCAUGAAAUGCAUGCCGAGGCUUUUAAGAAUUUUGCCCCCAUGGCUUUGCAGUUCUCAUUCGACCAUGUCUUCCACAUAAGUGCUUAUCUUAUAUUCACCGAUAAUAUAAUAAAUUUUCGCCAAUUUGCCAUUCACUGUAUUAAUCUGAUGAAGGGUCUGAUGUCUCCGUUCUAUUGGCAAAAGAUCGACAACUCGUGGGACAAUGAAAAUAAUCGAGAAUUGGAAAUACGCACCUCGCUGGAGAAAUUCUUCACUGAAGAACGUUUGAGCUACAUUUGCGAAAAGAUUAUAACACACUAUUUUAUACUAACACAAAUUGAACUUGACCUAUGGCUAGAAGAUCCCGAGGAGUUUGCUCAAGAUGACAAUGGUGGCGACACAUGGAAAUAUGCCUUGAGACCAUGUGUGGAAACAUUAUUUGCUGCUUGUUUUGCUAGUUACCAAACACAAAUGUCAGCGGAAGUGGUUAAAUACAUACAGAAAGCCCAACAAAUACAGCUGACAGCGAGUUCCGAUCUUAAGGACAUUCUACUAAAAGAUGCAAUUUACAAUGCCGCCGGACAAGCGUCUCUACAUUUGUUCAAUGAACUGGACUUUGAUGCCUGGUUCAGUGGUCAGCUAUUGAAUGAGUUAAAAAUUGACUCAGACAAUUUUCGAAUAUUACGUAGACGCAUAAUUUGGCUGCUGGGAGAAUGGGCUGGUGUGAAAUUCUCACGAGACCUACGACCUCUGGCUUAUGAGGCUUGUUUACAUUUAUUGCGUCCCUCUGAAGAUAUGUCCAUUCGUCUGGCUUCAUCUAGAACGCUGUCAAUUUUAGUGUCAGACUUUGAUUUUGCACCCGAAGCAUUUUUGCCCUACUUGGAACCAUCGUUUAAUGCUCUGUUUGUGCUGUUGCGUGAAUCGAAAGAAUGCGAUACUAAAAUGAAAGUUUUGACAAUCAUGUCAUCGUUGGUGGAGAAAAUGAGUGAUAAUAUUGAACCGCAAGCUGAUAAUUUGAUAUCAUAUUUACCUUUGCUGUGGAAGGAGAGUGAAGAUUAUAGUAUGUUACGUUGUGCCAUUAUAUGCACACUACAACAAGUUGUUAAGGCCAUACGUGAUAUUCCCGAGAAAAUGCGUCCAUUCUUAUACAGUGUUAUUGCUCUGAGUACUGAUAUACAGGAACCUUCUCACAUCUAUCUUAUCGAAGAAGGCCUAUCACUGUGGGUGGCUGUGGUGGAAAAUUCGACCAGCAUGUCCGAGCAUCUCAUGAAUUUGUGUCGAAACAUAAUGCCCAUUAUAGAAAUGUCUUCGGAAAAUUUACGCACCGUAUUGGUGCUAAUACAGGCAUACAUCUUGCUAGACGCCCAUGCCUUCUUAGAACGUUAUGGACGUUCAUUUAUAGACUUUUGCAAUCGUAUGUUCGAUGAUAUACGUCCCGAAGGCAUAAGUUUGAUGUUGAAAGUACUAGAGAUUUGUCUAAAGACAGAUGCUAGCUAUGGCUUGGAGCUAGUACGACCUCUUUUACCAUACAUAUUCCGACAAGUAUACAGUAACAAAGAUUUUCCCAUGCUGAUGGGCAUGUAUCUAACAAUGGUGGCCCGUGUACUGUUAAUAAGUCAACAGGUGUUUAUGGAAGUUAUACAAGAACUGCAGCAGCCAGAUGCUUUGGAAAAGAUAUUGGAUGUGUGGAUCACAAAGAUGCCUUUGGUGACAGAGUUGGAAAAACUUAAACUAUUCUGUUUGGCCUUUCUGUCAAUAUUCUCUAAUAAUCCCAUAGUGUUGGAACGAUUUCCCGCCAUCAUGCAAAACAUUAGAGAUACAUUGUUUGAGGUAAUGCGCGAGGAUGAAGAUGAGGAAGAGCCGGAAGAUGCCAAUAAUCCGAAUAAAACAAAUGAAACUAAACAGGUCAAGUACUGUGAUUCAUUGGUUUUUGUCGAUGAGUAUGAUUUAGAUACGAGCAGUUAUUGCACCAUGGACGAUUUCGAUUAUAAAACCUAUCAUUAUGAUCGCUGCAGGCAAUUGUCUCUCAAAGAUCCGGUUCACAAAAUCUCCCUACCACAAUACAUCGAAUGGCAAUUGAAUAACCUGCGCACUCAAUUGGGCGAUGAGGCCUAUCAGCAACUAAUGCGUUCCGUUUAUCCAGGUGUAUUGGAAAAAUUUGGACAAUUUGCUAAUUUGCAAAUAACAUUUCCCAUUAAUUAGUGUCCCCUGAGGUGUGAUAUGAUGACACUUUAAAGAAAAGAAGAUGAUGAAAAUAACUAGAAUCUAAAAUGUUUCUACUAAAGAUGUAAGCGAUAUAUUGCAAACGACUCAAUUUGCAAAAUAAUGUCUGGCAUCUGUUGCUUAUUUCUAAGUUACUAUUCUAAUCAUUUAUAAUUUUUUGAUACCAAUGUAAAUUAUUUGAUGUAAUUUUUUUUUAUUAAUUUUAAUUUGUACACGAUUUUUUCUAAUUUUAGAACCCCACAACAACUAAACGCAUCUCUUAAGGCUGCGAUAUUAAUUUUAUAAAUUGUUUUGUUAAAAUGAGAAUAAAAGUAAUAAUUUC
This is a messenger RNA of Lucilia sericata (common green bottle fly), 3642 nucleotides long. It is a transcript of the gene Impbeta11, whose product is annotated as importin-11. Lineage: Eukaryota; Metazoa; Arthropoda; Insecta; Diptera; Calliphoridae. Gene Ontology annotation, molecular function: small GTPase binding. Gene Ontology annotation, cellular component: nuclear envelope; cytosol. The transcript is spliced from 3 exons. Gene Ontology annotation, biological process: protein import into nucleus. The record is from RefSeq and is a predicted model, not a curated record. The coding region runs from base 204 to 3299 and encodes 1031 amino acids.